This is a messenger RNA of Rotaria sordida, 4361 nucleotides long. NCBI's taxonomy places the organism in Eukaryota, Metazoa, Rotifera, Eurotatoria, Philodinida, Philodinidae. The record is from the annotation of a GenBank genome assembly.
AUGAUUGCUGGUAUGGCUUGUAGUACAAUGGGAGAGUAUUCGAGUGCACAUGAACAUUUUUGCUUUGUUCAAGAUAUCUAUUUUAAUCAUUUACCUAGUGGACACGAAAGGAUAUAUGAUGUUUAUCUCUAUAAAAGUAUCAUGCAAUCGAGCAGUAAAGGAGAUACCAUUGAGUCAUUAGAAUCAAUGCAGCGAUCAUUGGAACUUCAUAUAGCUUCUUUACCUCCAGAUCAUCCUUCAGUUGCUGAUAUGUAUAACAUUAUUGCAUGGAUUUAUUUACGUCAUAGUGAUGUAGUAAAUGCCCAAAAAGCUUUGGAAACAUCCAUUGAACUUCGAUUGAAUGCUACAUUUCUAAAUCCAGUUCAUCUUGGCCACACUUAUAUUGGCCUUGGAUAUAUCUUGGGUGGCGACGAAGGUAUGUCCUAUUUAGACAAAGCAUAUUGCCUUUUCAAGGAACAUCUACCUCCGAACAAUUCAAAAUUUAUUCAACUCUACAUGUCUAAAGCAGAAAUUUAUAUAGAAAAGAAUGAACUAGAACGAGCACGAUCUUAUUUGACUGAUGCAUUAAAAAUUGAACUUGAAAUAAAACGAUCAAGACCAGGAAAUGGCUUAGCUCAUAUUUAUACACUCUUUGGAAAGAGUUAUCUGAAUGAAGGCAAGUACGCGCUAGCACUGGACUACUUACAAAAAUCGAUUAAUUUAAUCAAAGAAUUAGGACCUCAUGCAAGAUUGGAACUACUGGUAGCCUACAAUUUCUUAAAUCUUGCUCGAGUAUAUCAGGAACAAAAUAACUUAGAAUUCGCCCUCUCGUACUAUCGUCAAUCAUUGGACAUCUAUUCUCAAGUUCCUUUGAUUGAUAAAUCACGAUUGGCACUACUUCACAAUCAUAUUGCUAUCGUACUUUCAUUACAAGGGUCAUACGAAAAAGCUUUUAUACAUUUUCAGAACACUCUCGACUAUCGAUUACAAUAUCUUUCCUUUGAAUCUCAUGAGUUAUUUACAUCUUACAUAAAUCUUGCGAUUGUCUCGAAACAUUUACGAGAUGAUUUACAUUUUCUUGAAUAUUAUCAAAAAGCAUUAGACAUGAUCUAUCGUACAAAUUCCGAUGGAACUUUAGAAGCAUCUUCAAUUCACAAUGAGAUUGGUAAGUUUUGGGAAUGUAAGGGUGAAUAUACACGUGCUCUUGAAUCGUAUGAACUAGCCCUAAAAGUAAACAGACAAUUUUUAGAUGAACAUCAUCCAUCGUUCACGAUAAACUAUAAUACACUCGCUCUUAUUUACUCUGAAAUAUGUGAACAUGAAAAGGCUAUCAAUUACUUUCAUACAGCGUUUGUUCUUGAUGAACAGAAAGAGUACAAAAUGAUCCUAUUGAUAAAUAUUGGAAUGGAAUAUCUUCAGUUGGAACAAUAUGAAAAAGCAGAACUUUACUUCGAAGAAGUCCUUUUGCUGUUUAAACGAGGCAUUUUCCUUCAAGAAGAAGAUAGGAAAAGCCAAUUGCUCUAUGCGACUGCUUUCGAAUCUCUGGCACGUGUCAAAGGACGACAAAGGCAAUAUCAAGAGGCAGAAAAACUGUGCCGAAUCGCAUUCAGUUUACGAUUGGACGACUUGUUAGUUAGUGCUAUCUCAUUCGUUACUUUCGGAAGUCUACUAAGUGACCAGGGUGAUUUUGAUGGUGCUGUCAUUUGUUUUCAUAGAGCAGAAAUGGCCCUCAAAGGGCUUGAUGCUUAUCAUCCGGGUUUGGCUAAAAUUUAUGCAUUUCGAACAGGCUCUGCAUAUUACAAUAAAAAACAACUUGAUAAAGCUCUAGCAUACUACCAGAUGGCCUUGGAAUUAACAAUCAGAGUAGCUCCUGGUAAUCUAAAGCAAAUUGAACGGAUACGAUAUGGCAUUGAUAGGGUCAUGGAUCAUACUCUUGAUGUAAAUUAAUCGAUCCUAUCAACAUUAUUCAAAACAUCGCGGAGGGCGUGAGUAUGGGUGUGCAGUUUGGACGUGGUUGAAGACUAGAUCCACAUCCUAUUAAUUCUUCCUAUCGUUUAACAUUUAAAUAUGCUGGAUUGUAAAGUGUUGUAAAACAUAAAAUUUGAACACGAUGCAAAAUUUUUUUAUUAGUUUUUCAAAUUUAUCAAAACAAAUAUAAUCAAGUUUAAGAGAAAUAUAUUUUAAAUAUUUUAAUUUAACAGGAGAUAAUUUCUAUUUCUAUAUAAUCAGAUUUAACAAGAGGAUUAAUUGAUAAAUAAUGAAGCUAAGGAAAACAAGAUAAUAAAUUAUUAAACGGAAAACAACCAUCUAUUAUAAAAUAUUCAAUAGGACUAUAAGCAUAUUCAACAAAAUGAACAGAUAAUGGUGUUUCUGGAUUUUUUUUUUCGUCAAAAAUUAAACUUUUCCUAAUCGAAAUCUUCUAAAUAUUUAUUAAGAAAUGACACAAAGUUGCACCUGAAGAAUAAUGUGCACAGGAAUUUCGUAAGUGGCCGUAUUUUUUUUUUUUGACUUUGGAAAAUAUAUGAUUUUGUAGCUUUUUAAAAAGGCUAGUAAAUGAGCAAUAACCAACCAAUUGACGAUUUAUAAUUAUAUAUGGGAUUGAAACUCCAUCAAAGAGCUGCUGGAUUCAUAAUUUUAGUAGUAUUUUGUCUUGUCUGCUUAUUCUUAAAUUGAAUCUACUAUGAUACGAUGAAUUAUUAGAAAAAUGACUACUUUGUUGAUAGCUUUCAGAUUUUAAAAUUUGAUCAAAAUUUAAUGAAAUUUGUACCAAAAUGUUAGUUUCAACAUGCUUGUCCCAUUAAUACACGAUUCAAUGGGGUUAACCAAGAAAAGUAUUAAUAGGGCGGUUGACCUUCUUAUGCAUCGCCUCCUUUCACUAAUAUCUUUUGUUACUAUUUGUUAACCGGCAUUUUGUAAAAAAAAAACAACACAUUUAUUUAUAAAUAACUGUCAGAUCGACCAUUUAUAUAUUACUUGUUGGACUUAAAAAGAACAAAAUAAGAAAAAAAUUACGAUUUGACUUAUAAAAAUUUAUUUACCUGGUAUAUAGAAUUAUUUCAAAACAAAAAUUCAAUCUUACGCUUGUGAUGUAACUCGACCAUCUCAUUUGAUUUUUUUUUCCUUUUAAUAUUCGUGCUGGUACAAUAGGUAUUGAUGGUCGGGAAUGAGUUAUCCUAUUCGAAAGAACGUGAAAAGUUAUGUUCAAAACCAAAUUUUUAGUUCUUUCUGGAAAUCCUUCUAAAAGAUAUGAAGAGAUCUUUGAACCCACCCUCAAGUACUGUUUGGAUGUAGGUAUUUGUAUUCAUUUCACCCACCCUAUCACUACUUGUCAUCAGAAAUGUUAUAGAUGUUGCAUAGUCGUAAUAACACGUUAUGCGAACGUAUAUGAUCAGAUGUUCAAUUCAAAACUAUCUCUUUGAAUUCUCCCAUUCUAUACUUUUUUUUCACUCUUUCAACUUUGUAUAUUUAACUAUAAAUACAUAGUUUGUAUCAGAGACUAAUUAAAAUUUUAAUUAAAUUUUUGUGUGUCUAUAUGCUAAAUUUAUCGAUUUAGAGGAAUUUGAAAACUUCAAAGCGGAGCUACAGUACACAGUAGAAGCUGCAUUUUUUAAAAAGCAAUAUUUUUUCUUAUCAAUUGGUGAAGGUAGAAGUUUUUGAAUUUGUAUAAUUAACAUUGCUUGGAGGAAGAUGUACAUGUUAUAAAAACGAGUACAACAAAUUGCUAUUUUCAGUCGAUCUCUAUCUCAGUUGGCAGAUCUUCAUUGUAGUUAAUAAUCCUUAAACUUAGUUGGAUCAAUUCCAUAACUUUUGACUCAUAAAAUCAUGAUACUUUAUUUCUUCACUCCAGCUUUUCAAAGUCAAUUGUCAUGUCAAUUAACGAAACAAAUACUGUAUAAAACUAGAAAGCUCUAUUAGGUUUGUGGACAGAGAAGUAAUCAUGAAAACAGCUGCACAUAGAUCUACUUUCAAAUUAUUCAUCUUAAAAUAAAUUAAUAGAAACUGACUUUUUUAAAAUAAAAUACACAGGAUAAAGAGAACAUAAACCCUAUACUGAAAUAAGCUUUAUUGGCUCAUAUUUGAGACUUGAUGAAUGGAUUGCUGCUGAAUCGAAUAUAGAGAACGAUUUCGGUGCACGCACAUGUUUACAUUGAAGAGAAAGUAGAAAAUCAUCAAGAGUAUCUCCUUUUUGUUUUCAUUGACAGAAUGAUAAAUGAAAUUAUUCAAUGUGUACAUGUUCUCUUUUCGAAGGCUACACUAUGUCAUCAACAAGGUUACAUGUUAUCAUUUUUUCUUCAUAGAUUUUGCAAUCAAAUAAUUAUUAAACAGCACAUAUUAAUAUUUGGUGAUAUAAUCAAUUGAUUUAUUUCAUUGAAAAAAACUUU